Cokeromyces recurvatus is the source of this 2161-nucleotide messenger RNA. RefSeq lists its product as uncharacterized. The transcript is spliced from 3 exons. NCBI's taxonomy places the organism in Eukaryota, Fungi, Mucoromycota, Mucoromycetes, Mucorales, Mucoraceae. The coding region runs from base 427 to 2097 and encodes 556 amino acids. The record is from RefSeq and is a predicted model, not a curated record.
CUUUGUUCUUUUUACAAUAAAAACUUCAAUCCUUUUCUAGUAGUAAUAAACAAUUAAACGCAGUAUAUAGAUUAAGUCAUUUGCCCAGAACUGUUUGGCCCAAACAAUAGAUAUUUUGUAUAUCGAUUAUUAUUUAAACAGAUACCUUUUCCCCUCCUCCUUCUUCUUUAUUAUACUUUAUUACUUAAUCUAUUAAUUCAUUCUUUCUUUCAUAAUUACAUACUUUCUUUACUUGUAAAGAAAAAAAAAAUAAUACAUAUUUUAUAUAUUUCUUUCAUUAAAUAAUGACUCAAACUGAACAAACUUCAUUACAAAUAAAUCAAAAUAAUCAUGUAGUAUCUGUAAGUAAAUAAGAAGAAGAAGAAAAAGGAGAAGAGGAGAUAGAAGGACUCCUCAUAUAGAUAUUAAUCUUAUAAUUAUCUUUAGAUGCAACCAUUAUUUGAAAGACUAAUUAGUAGACAGUUUUCGGAUAGUAUAUCUGCCAUUGCUUAUUGUCGUGAACUUUGUGCUGAAUUUGGGUUUACUGUAAAACAAGAAGCUAGUGCAAAUAGGAAUAUUUAUGUUUAUUGUUCAAGAGAAGGCUUACCCGACUCUCAACGUAACCCAAAGCCAACACCUCAACGUAAACGACCUUCUAAAAGAUGUGAUUGUCGUUGGCGUGUUGUAUUAUCAGAGAAUGAACAAGGUAUAUGGAUCUUUCGUCGAUCCAUGAACCCGAAUGCCUCUGACCAUAACCACGAAAUGAUGUCACCUGAUGAAAUGGAAAAGCCAUGGCCACCUGUUGUAACUGAGCUUAUUAACAAAUUAGCUGGAGAAAUGGAUGAGACCAACAAGAUUCGAGAAAGAAUCAAACAAGAAUUUCCUUACAUUAUUUGGAAUGAACGUCGUUUUUAUAAUCGUUUGACUGAAGCUAGAAAGCGUAUUAAAUACAUGAUUGCAGUUAAGAAUGCUCGAACCCUUUUACCACUUUCUUCUCGUCUUUGCUCUAUUGUAGCUCAUAAUAAAGCUUGGGUAGAUACGGUGACGAAUGACUUGCAACGAAUGCUUGAUCAGUACCUUCAACUGGCCAAUAUCCCAACAGAUAGUGUUGACAGCUUAUGUGAUCUUCAAUCGAAUACAAUUGAACCUGCUGAACAUAGUGACAGUACGAUAGAUAAAUAUGAGCCCGUUUUGAAUAGUACUCACCAACAAGAUAAGGAUGACAUACCUAGUUCACCAUCGAAAAAGCGAAAAGCGUCAGAUCGCACUACUACAAAUAAUAAUGACACAACUGCUGCUACCACUACUACUACUACUACUACCCAAAAAGGUUAUACAAAAGCUAUAAAGGGUCAUGAAUCACAAAAAGGAGUUCAUAAAAUUCAUGUCCCUAGUUAUACAAUUCAAGUACCUAUUCCUCCAUCAAGAUCAGCAAGCAUUAAAAAACGUGUUAACAACAGUGGAUCCUCCCCUAUCUUAUUAGAAAAUCAUCGCCACCCUAUACAUCAACAAUCGGGUGCUAGUACAUCUCUUUUUUCUUUUACUUCGCCUUCUUCAUCCACUUCUUCUUCCUCAUCCUCUGUUCCUCUUCAACAACAAAGAUUUUCGAUCGCUCCUCCUCCUCCUCAACAUCAUGUUUCUCAAAGAAUGUCUUCACCUCAACCUGUUCAUGAUUUCGUUAUCUCAUCUUCUGGACACUAUCAUCAUCCAUCCCAACAUCAAGAUAACCCCAACACAGAUUACAAUACUCAGUCCUCAACUACUACUACUACUACUACUACUGCUAAUAGUUCUUCUUUUGUACCUUAUACUAUCUCCCAUCCAUCCGCUUUCACAACAACAUCCUCAUCUGAAUUACCCUAUGAUGACUCCUUUGAAGCUGGUCGUUCAGUCAUUCAAUCAGGGCAGCAGCAAGAAGAUCCUCGUUUAAUCACUCAUCACAACUAUUUUAUCACUGUAAAGGAAGAAUCCAGUAGUCGGGAAAAAGAGCAUGAAGCCAUAUUGCGUCAAAACCAUCAUAUACAUCGUAAUAGUACACAUUUUAAUACAGGGUAUGCUUUGCCAAUGAUUCAAUCUAUGGAAGACAGUGCAAUAAAAGAGGGAAAUCAUUGGAAUUAAAAUAUUAAAAAAAAAAAUCAUCAUUUUAUGAUAUUUAUGGCCUUCUAAAGGAAAAAAAAAAAAA